AUGGCGACCCCAGAAGCAGAGGUCGAGGGAGUGGCGCGCGUUGACGAAAAGAGCUCCAGCGACCCCGAAAAGGUCUACUCACUGGAGAAGGGCCCCCAGGACGAUGUCAAAACCGGACAAUCGCCCGAGCUCCUCCCCGACUACGAGAACUCGAGCGACGUUGUCGGCAGCGCCGAUGAUCUGGUUACCCACGUCAUCCAGGUCGAGGAUGAUCCGAGCAUCUACCCCUGGACCUUCCGCAUGCUGUUCCUUGAUCUUCUACCGCAGGUCAUCUGCGUCUCGCAGGUCUUUUUGACCGUCAUCGCCUAUGUCCUUGGUGAGGGCAUGGCGUAUGCCAUCCCUCGUCGCGGUUGGAUUGGACGCCUUCUGAACCCGGGGCCGUUUAAUGCCAAGGAACAUGCCGCCAUUGCCCUGAUGGCCUCCGCGGCAUCUCAGUCGGCUUUGGCCACCGAAGCGCUGGCCGUGCAGCAGCUGUACUACGGCGGCUACCCGAGCCAUGCAGCCGGUGUGUUCAUCACUUUGUCCUCCCAACUCAUCGGAUAUGGCAUUGCCGGCUUGCUCCGUGACAUCAUUGUUCGCCCGACAAAGAUGCUCUGGCCGAUGACCCUCCCGAUCAGUAGCUUGCUCGAAUCUCUCCACAAGAACAAGCAGCAAUCCAAAGCCCGGUUGAAGGUU
Rasamsonia emersonii CBS 393.64 is the source of this 675-nucleotide messenger RNA. RefSeq names its product isp4 a membrane oligopeptide transporter. Gene Ontology annotation, molecular function: oligopeptide transmembrane transporter activity. The record is from RefSeq and is a predicted model, not a curated record. Lineage: Eukaryota; Fungi; Ascomycota; Eurotiomycetes; Eurotiales; Trichocomaceae. The annotation marks the transcript as partial. The transcript has 2 exons. Gene Ontology annotation, biological process: transmembrane transport.